Molecule: messenger RNA, 24795 nt
Organism: Spirometra erinaceieuropaei
Lineage: Eukaryota; Metazoa; Platyhelminthes; Cestoda; Diphyllobothriidea; Diphyllobothriidae
Source: the annotation of a GenBank genome assembly
AUGCCAGAAAAUGGAUCUUUCGAGCACGAUGAGGUAUCUUUUCAGACAAUGUCUUCAGCACCUGUUUUAGAUUAUCCUAGAACCGUUUCACUACCUCCUCGCCAACUCAGGAAAAGGCCUACGAAAACAGCUUAUAAAAGCUUUCAAUUUUUGGAUGCAUAUACCUGCCGAAAAACUCGAACUUCUCAGUGAAGUAGUUGAGAUGCUCCAUAACGCCAGCCUAGUGUAAGUGUAACUAUUGUGUGCACCCUAGAGUAAACUUCAAUAUCCGUAUUUCCUAAUAUCGUAUAUCCUCUUUUCUAAGCAUCGAUGACAUUGAGGAUGGUUCAAGUCGCAGAAGAGGCAGGCCAGCUGCUCAUAUGCUUUUUGGUGUUCCAAUGUCGAUUAAUGCCGCCAACUACGCUUACUUUCUCGCUCUUGAGAAGGCGCUUGCGCUGGGUCACUCAGACGUGCCGCGUAUUUUCACAGGUUUGUGCCUGACAGUAUUUUUCUAUGCGAGCCUGCAUUUUUUUUACGGUAUGUCAUUUGAUUAAUAGACCGGUUCGAUACACCUCAGGUGGCUUCCUCCUUCUCAGGGGAAUCAGAGAUAGCGGGCGAAGCUGUUGAAUGCUGAGCUUUUGUUUGAUUGAGCUUUGAGCAAACUCAGCCGGUUGGAAGACAUCGGCUUUUGUUUCGUGUUCUGCUUUGCCGCCUAACCCAUAAUCGUGAUGCAGGAUGAUCGGUUUGCUUUGGUCAUUCAACUCGUCUGUUAUCCAAGGACCUUGAGUCUUCUUUUCUGACUCUUUAACCCCUUCACAGCAAGUUUUUUCUCAGUGCUCCACGACGGCGAGAUGCAGCAUCUACUACUGAGGAUGAUAGACAACCGGAACGAUUGUGUUCCGACGUGGUUAUUGCUGUGUAACGGCCUGUAAUACACCUUAAGAGGGAGAGGGGGUCUAGUGCAAAACGGAUAGUCCCCAAUCCUGUUUUUCGCCAUUCGUGAACGUCAUGCAAGUGCGGUUUUGAGCAUUCUCCACUGAUUCCGACAUAUCGUGGGACUGUGGAUUGGAGUCUGAGGUUUUCUUGACCGGAACUUAAAAUAUAACCGGAGCUACCGGACAACCUAUAACUGUCUAUCCUAUUAUAUGUCUUACCUUCCGACACUGCUCGUCUGGUUUCUUCUUCCUUGUUUUUCCUCAGAUAACCCUUACUUGUCUUUUUCAUUUGAACUGUAAAUAGAACAGAUGUUGGAUCUCCAUCGAGGUCAAGGACUGGACAUUUAUUGGCGUUGCUCGUGCACUUGUCCGACGGAACAGGCUUACGACGACAUGGUGAUUAAAAGUAAUUUCCUCUACUAGCACAGUCGCGUAGUUCUCUUCUCCUGCUCCAGUUAUUUAAUAGGUAUGUUGAUGCAUCGGAUGGCGUCUGUCUGUACUGGUUCAACCUUCCAGCCCCAUUAGUCGAUUCCCGCAGCCUUUUUGCGAUGCGUCCUGCUUGGCUGCCAACUUCAUUAUCAUGCACGUAGCCCCCAGCGUAUUCCGGCCACCCUACGGUGAAGGGCAACCUCCCCCCUGACAAAAUCUGAAGUCUGACAGUCGUAUUAUGACGUCAAAACGUCAAUUGUAAGGAUAUACUCGUGUUUUCCCCCUAGUAGCGCCUCCCCAAGCCUUCCUACACAGGCCUGCCGUUCCUUUUUAUCGACCCGCUGUCUUCGUAAGCACUCCUCUCAAUAGUUUUACAUGUCGCUUGUCAUGACAUCGAUUGCACCGUAGCGGACCACCUUCGGUAGCUUGUGCACAUUUGCCCAUGCGCAUGAAUCUCCAUUAAUGUUCUUCUCGUUUAGAGACUGGAGGCCUGUUUGGUAUGGCGGUGAAAUUCAUGCAGCUGUUCUCCUCAGACAAAAGGUACGUCCAGAGGCAUAGAAUACGCUAACUUUUUUGUCCACCCAUCGCUUUGCCCUAAUUCGCGUUUAUCUAUCGCAGAGAUUUCACGCAUCUGCUAGACAUUCUUGGACUCUGGUUCCAAGUGCGCGACGAUUUUGCGAAUCUCGUGGACGAGUCUGUAAGUACCGACAUCGCGUUUUAUAGGCAUAGCCUUCGUUUGGGGACUGAUCAGUGUACCUGACUCUCCUCUGAUCUAUCUUCCUACAGAGUGUCUACUUAUUUAGCUUUAAUACCUUAUAGAAAGCGCUCCAUCUGAUCUUUCCUACAUUAUGACUCGCGUGUUCCUUGUGACCUUUUUUCAAGUUCACGAUUUAUAGACCAUUUGCAGUCAUCAGUUAGUCAUGUCCCAAAUCGAGGUCCAGAUGCCCUAGGGGGUUAAGCUAGGAGCAGUAAUUUUGUAAUCUACUAGCUGUCCACUAACGAUCGCAGGUCGGCUGAUCUCUAUUUCCCAAAGUCGCCUUGGAGCGGUGCGCGCUGACCUGUUGUUCAGACAUUCUGUUCAGCUGCAGACCGUUGGCGCUUACGGAGCCGAAUUUGCCGGGCCUGGGCCGUUUUGGAGUAACACAGUGAGCGAAACGUCCUUAUAAUCAGACUUGCAAUCCAGUGGAUUCCUGUGCUAUGGGGCAAAGCAUGGCGUAGAGUGCAAUUCCCGUGUUUUAUUUCCUUUUGAAAGGGAAAAGAAAGUUUUGUGCGAAAUUUUGCACUACUAACGUCAGUGAGUUUAAAGUUUACUCGAGUAACUUGACGCAGUGAAACUGCUUUUCAUGUUUUCUGUCAGCGUUCGGUUACUAAUUAGGGGGGAAUAUACAUGACGAAUUGCUAAUGACUGCAGCACUUGUCUAUGCAUACUUCUCAGGUAUUAAGGCCCGCGAUCUUUCUGUGUGACAGGUUUUGAUUUUUUUCGAAAAUACGACUUGCGCCGAGUCCCUGCCGUUUCCCUUACCUGGUCAAAGAACAUUUUACUAGUCUUGGCACGUGCCUAGUCCCAGUCCCCACCAACGCUGCAUUGUGUCGCCUUUGCCUUCAGUAAUGUUUUGGCUAUUCUGCUCGAUGGGUUCAGUCUGUUUUUUGCACACAACCACACUUUGUAGUGUUAGUAAUAUGACAACUUUCGUUCUAACUGCCUAAAGUUGUGCUCAGGACUGUUAUUAAUACAGAUAGUAGCACAAGACUUAUAGCCGACUGACAGUUUUCGAGUUCUUAUGUUUUGGAAUGUCGUUUUGCCCGGUCGUCUUUGUUGUUAGACAGGAAAGUGCCCCUCUUGGUGCCAGAGUACGCAAACCAGGGCCCUCCUGGUCCUAGACAAAUCCUAUUAAGUUCUCAACUGUUUCCUGGAACUCGCCUGUUCGCUUCUACCUGUUAAGUUACUUGGUUUGCGGGUGACUUCCGCCUGAGGCACCCUUCUGGAUGUGUGGGUUUUCUGUUCCUCCUUAAUUCAGCUGUGGACGUAUCCACAAUCCAGCCCUACGGUACACCAGGCUGAGGUCCCACGUUUCUGCAGACGAUGGUGCGUGGAUGGCAAUUAAAGUGGCCGGAAGAUGCUGCUAUCUCUUGUGACCUCUUGUAAGUAGCAGAUUUGCCAGAUCGGUGUCCGGGCUACUUGUUUCGCAGCUACCACUAGCUGUUGGCCGAUACGCUGUCCGCUUUAGGCAUGACCACUCCGACCCCACCUCAGUUAGCUCGACUCCGGCAGAUUGCCAGUAAAAAAGUAAUGAUAGUGAAGCGUAAUAUGCCAUUAGUUUCCUUACUUUAGACACGGUACUGAGACCGCCCUCCCCACAAACGAUGAGGCCCACCAGUGUUCAAAAAUGUGAACGCCGUGACGACUUCCAUUUGGAUUCAUUUAUAGUGGAGCGAACCUGUGGGACAUCUUUACUACCCUCUUCCCUCAACUACCAUAUUCCAACAAUUACUGGAGGAGGGCGUAUGCGUGAGGGCUGUACAGCCCGUUUACGCGGGCCACCCAUGGUGUGCGCUAGAUGGAGCUUUGUGCCGCGUAAGUCGCUGCACCAAAUCUCGGUUAAAUAAGUACUGGUAGGUAGGAAAGGGAAGAGUCAGUGAAACUGACACUGGAGUUUCCGUUUCUCAUCAUAAGUAAUCAAAUACGCAUCAUGAUACGCUGGGAUAUUCCCAACUGUCGGAAUACUUGCAUUACCGAAAAAGACAGAGGAGAUUGGAAUGACCAUUUCUGGCAUACUGGCCGUCACCAGCCAGUCAUACCCAACUUCGAGGUGUGCGACCCCUGGGGUUCGACCUCGCAAGGCACCACGGGACGAGUGGAUUCCGUAACGCGACCGGUUGGCGCCCCUCUACCAUUGUCAGAAUACUCCGGCUCCACUCAGGGGUAAGAUCCAGGUUCCAAUGGCUCCCUCCUACAUGUCAAACUCCUAACCCCCUCCUUGAAUCCCGGUAUGUCUAAAGCGAGGGUCCACUGUUUGAACUAUAAAUAUACUACUAACUUAAUAUCAAUAACUCGUUUUGUUUACACGGACUUAGACACGCAUCUUGACAUACUGCGUCCAUAGCGACAUAGCUGCCACAAGAUAGUGGUGGACAUAAUCCCAUGCGAAGUUCAAACUAUCAACUGUGUUCUAAUCUGCCCCCGUCUUUUUUGCGGCCGCAGUACCACGAUCUGAAAGACUUUGCCGAUGACAUCACAGAGGGCAAAUUCAGCUAUCCGGUUGUGCAUGCAAUCAAUGCGCAACCGCAUGACCGCCAAGUCCUCAGCAUCCUCCGACAGCACACCUCCGAAUAUACCGUGAAACAGUACUGCAUUGGACUCCUGGCAGACAUGGGUUCCCUCGAUCACACAGCCAAGAGACUGGUGCAGCUGGAAACGCAGUACGUGCCCUUGCGCUGAUGUCUGUCUAUUGUUUCCUCCCUCGUAAUAUGUUGAUCCGGCCAUGCAUCAUUAGUUCCUCUCCUCUGGACGGUUAAUUUUGCAUACAAUGGUUUGCCCUCACUUGCUGUUUUAGGGUGGGAAAGCGAGCUCCAUCGUCAGAUCCAAUCAGAAUGCGUCGACCAUAGCCUCAGAUCAUCAUCCUACUGUCUGGCAGACCAGUUCAAGACUGUAGGAUUAUUUGCCUUGUUUAAUUUCCGAGGAAAUUAACGCGCGAACUUGGAGUAACUCUUUCGAAGCGCGCCUUUUCAGGCACGGUCCAGAGUUUGAGAUGAAUAUUAAGCGGUUAUUCCGCAGUAGCUGACGGAUUUCAGAUCAAAUAUUAAUAUCAAACUCUGGAUCGUGUCUGAAAAGGCCCGCUUCGAAAGAGUUACUCCAAGUUCACGCAUUAAUUUCCUCGGAAAUUAAACAAGGCAAGUUGAAACUGGAGUUCAUAUACCAGAAAACACACGGGGAAAGCUGGGGGACCCACUGACGAGCCGAACCCCUCGCAGCUGCGUCAGACAGCGGCAUAAGGUCGGCGAAACACGCGUGUCUGGGCUUUUAACUAAUACCUGUGUUGUUAGUACGGUAAAUCAUUGCACUCUAGGAUUAUACUGGACGCCGGCAAGUGAGGCUGUGUUGCGUUGCGGGGAACAUUCUCUGCGUGGUUAAAUAGUUGGGACUUGUGAUAUUUUUGCAGGUGACUGAUUCCCAAGAUCGGAUCCAACCUCCGUCUGGCAGUACCAUCGCUGCAUGAUCUACGAACGCUGAUUUCCCAGACCCGUAGGCUUGUAUAUUUUGCAGCUAUCCUUUGUUGAGGACCGUGACACCAUUUACCAUCUGUGGACGCACCGAGUAGACUAAUCUGCUGAUCCCUUCUAGUAGGUCCUGUCGUUCUGAGUCUUCAUCCUUGGGGAUGCGAUGUAUUUAUCCGAAAUUUAGUGCUACUGUGAAUACAGUUGAACCGUCAGAAUGAGAUCUUAGUCCCUGUUAGCGGUGGAAAGUUGAUAUUGCAAUUAGCAGUCAAAGUGUUGUCCUCUCAAACUGUGCGGUUUGCGAGGCCAUCGCGCGAUUCCUAACUAAGCUCACACAUGUGUAAGGGUUCAGCCCGUGAGAGCAUGGUAAUAUGCCGGCGUUGGGAACUGCUUAGUCGUCUACUGUUGGCUGACCUGCGCGUAUGUGUUUGUGGCUCAUUCACUGUUAACAGCGAUCAGGUUGACCGGACUGCAGCAACUGAAGUAAUUGCUUUCAAAACUCGUUUAAGCAUUCGGAAAAGUAUGCAUCAUUCACCUCCCAUGCCAGCAUAGUUUUUGAUCGUUAUCACUUGGAUGUACUUGGUACGGUUUUAUCACACCUCAUCUAGUCGGCCUCUGUUUAAAACUAAGCAUUUUUAUAAUUCUCAGUCUGUAUGAGUCUCCAGCAGCCUCCAAGACUGUUUUUCUCCUUCUUAACUCUUCCUGCGCGUUAGCCUGUUCGUCUAUAACGGGCCAUGUGGUAGAUGCGCUGGGGCAACACGAGGGUCCUAUCGGAUUCUGGUAGGCGUUAUCGAAUUCGCGCACCAUAACAAAUGCCAACAUUCGGGGUACGGUGGCAGACCCGGUUUCCAGUAGACGUCGCGCGCACUGGGAACCCUGCCGCCCCUCCCCCCAUUGUUGUUGUUGGUCAAAAACCUGUUUAUUUGUUGUGUGAACCAGGGGGUGCGGAGUGGAGUGCCAAGGUGCGGGCUCGACCGUGUCAUCCACUUGCGCCCUUCCCCACUUCCGGUCUUCUUAACACCGUCUUAACACCGGGUCCAGUGGGGGGGGGGAGAGGAGAGAGUGCGGCAGGCCCUGCGCAAGUCCACUAUCACUAUAAACUAAUUCAUGCGUAAGCCACUGUCCCUGCCCUCACCUUGAUGUGGAGCACACGGGGAACAUCAUCGGCAACGACGAUUGAACAGUCGUAUCACGACAAGGCAUCAGAGGCAAGAGAACCUGGUUUUCAGGGCGGGUCACGGCCGACGUGCUACAGUGCCAUCACCAGUUCUUGCAGUACUUUAUAGGUUAUUCGGUGUUCCAAACUUGAGCCCCCUCGCGCCUUUACAGCAGCGUCACUGUUGGCCCUGGGCUGCCUAUUCGCGAGGCAUAAGUCUACUUUUCAGCUAUCCACCUUCCCCGAACACUGCUAUAAUAUCCUUCUCCUUUGCGCUUGUCAGAUGGCCAGCAUGACGAUCAACUUUCUUGCACUUCCAUCCUCGGCACAAGCUACGUUAUUGGUGGGAACUGUUGACAUUUAUGUAGCCUUCGCCACUAUCAUGCAUUUGAGGUGCUUUACCCCAUCCUGACGCGCUAGGAAUGGUGGCCUCAAAGGUUACCUACUUGCGGGAUGACUUGGUCCUUCUCAAGACUGAGAGUCAGACUGCAAUGGCUCCUUUUUAAUGGGGCCUUUAUGGCACCCUCACUGCCAUGGAAUUCAUGCCGCUCUCACAGAAGCCUGCUGUUUGUUAUAGGAACCGGGCCGUCGUCUGACACUUGCAGAUGGGAGCCGGAGCCGACCUCCGGUCUGGACUAACUCAUAAAAUGUCAAUCGAAAUUCUGAAAUGCGUUUUCGUUUUGAAAAAAUUAAGUAAGUAGUUUUGUAAAACUAUUCAUUGUGAAUCGUAAUUCCAUAAUAAUUCACUUACCUGGGGAUUCCGGCUUUCGAAUGAACUUCUUUCCGGCUGCAUGCAGAAACUAUACUCUGUAAAAAACUGACAAAUUAAAUAGCAUGCAUUUUUCUCAUUGCUUUUUGAUGCCCUUAUAAAUUCAAUAAUAUUUCAUAGAAAACAUGCAUAAAAAUAUUCAUGCUUUGCCCAUUCGGUAGAAAAUUACGUCUUCUUCCAAUUUUACACUCGGAGGAAGGGUACAAUUCGGUUUUCAAAAAGUUUCUAAUUGUGAGAUUUUUUAAUACCGUGAAAUGGCCGUUUAUAAAACGUCAUGUCUCGGCAUUUACUAUUAUGGUUUGUAAGAUUAACAAUAUAGCUCAAAUCCACUGCUUAAUUUUUUGUACCCUAUAUGAUCCCCCUUAUUACCAUAGAGAAAUGUGUGGUUUUCCGUACGCGGAAAAUAUACGGCUUUUAGUUUGGAAACCCUGAAUGCAAGUGUAAAGGCAGGUCGGGUUCAAAUGUAUUCGGGAAUUGGAAAAGUUUUUUAAAACCGAAUUAUACCCUUCCUUCGAGUAUGAAAUUGGAAGACGCCAUUUUCUACCGAAUGAGAAAGAGAAUGAAUAUUUUUAUGCAUGUUUUCUAUGAAAUAUUAUUGAUUUUCUAAGAGCAUCAAAAAUCAAUGAGAAAAAUGCAUGCCAAUUAAGCUGUCAUUUUUUACAGAGUAUAGUUUUUGCAUGCAGCCGGAAAGAAGUUCAUUCGAAAGCCGACAUCCCGAGGUAAAUGAAUUGUUAUGCAAUUACGAUUCGCACUGAUUGGUUUUACAACCCUACUUAAUUAAUCUUAUUGAAACGAAAACGCAUUUCGGAAUUUCGGUUAACAUUCGAUGAGUUAGCCCACCUACUGUAUUCUUGCCAUCAGAGCAAAGUGAAUGAGGAAGGAGAGAGCGCCAGAGAUUCUGCGCAAGUCUGCCCCGCUACAAAUUGACCCCGACGCAAUUUAGGGGUGCCGCGCCCACUCCCCAAAACACGGGUUAGACGUCGUCGCCCGUGGCGCUCGAGCCACCGUCCGUCCGACAGUAAUUUGAAUUUUGUUAGAGGGCAUUACUAUGAUACAGCACUGACCUGACGGAAGUCCUAAUUAGUACAGAUUAGGUUUUGCCUCCUUGAGGCUGGGUACGUUCUGAAGAGUUCUCAUCCAAAGUAAAUGUGCAACUGAGCAGAAAGAUGGAUUCGCGAAGGCUACAUUGCCUCCAGUAUUCAAAAAACUAUGUCCCUUGCUUUGUCCAUAGGUAGAUUCGCGCAUACCACUGACGGAUCAAUUUUACCGCUGUAACGCUGCUGCUGAAAUAUCGUUCACAAUAUAAUUGGUGUUUUGGCAGAUCGAAGUACUUCAUUUGACCCAAUGUGAACAACUCUGCAACCUCGGUGGGAUUUGAACCCACGACGGUAAGUGCAAGGCCUGAGUACAGAGCCCUUUAACCAUCUGAGCUACCAGGCUCUAUCGGGGACCGUGAAUUCAAUCACAUGUCGGUCACGUUAUCCGCCCAGCCGAGUUCCUCAAAAUCUUGAAAAUCUAUUAGCUUGCGAAUAUUUCACAGGCAAUUUUCAGUGUGCCAACUGUGUAAGAUAGAUAGUGAAAUAAAUUGCUAAUUUGUUUUUGACUACUUCCAUCAGCCUACAGCAGAUGCAUGUUAAGCCCAUCGACCGGUAGUAGGUGGAAUAUAGUCGUGAUCUCCCCCAGUGGAUGAGUACGACAUUUGCCAACUUCCACAUAUCCGGAAGUUUACCAGCUUCAAGCGAUUUCCCAAAGAUGAUACACAGAGUGGUUCAGCUAAUUCAUCAGCUAGUUGACAUAGGAGUACACCCAGAAUCUCAUCCAAUGCAGGUGACUUGGCCCUAUUCACCUUCGUUAACUCUGCCAAAACUAGUUACGGAGUAGAUAGUACUGUGCCCAUAAGUGGUUUGCUGACGAACCAAAGCAGAGAGCUAAGCUGGAGUGGGUGGGGGUGGGGGGGUUUCCGUGAUAUAAAUACUUUGGAAAAGUUCUGAGAGAAGCCCAGCUUUCUGAGGGUCGUUGGUCAGCAUUUGGUUUUUUUUGCCUUUUAAAGUUCCGGGAUGUUCAUGUUUCGUAGUAUUACUCUUGAUAUAGGCAUAGAAUUUCUUGGGUUUUGGCUAUGCCUCUUCCAGGAGGCACGUCUUUCACGGGGAAAUUUUUUGCAUACAUUGCGUUGUCGUCUAAAGUCUUGAAGUUUUCCUGGGCUCUCCGUUUGUAAAAAGAUUUCCCAUAACUUGCGCUCCUUUUAAAUCUCCUUUACCGCCGUCGUCAGCCAUUUCGAUCUGCUUCUGGUCGAACGUCUCCAGGGCGGAUAGUAAUCUUCAAUCAAGUUUUUCCUAGUUAAUUCAAAGGUUCCCCAACAUUCGUUGACAUCUCUCAACACCUUCACCCAUUGUGUGUGUGUAUGUGUGUUUAAUCGCCUAGCGUUAGAAUUCCCCCGCCAGACAUUUUUUGGCAACUUUGAGCUUCGUUCGGCGACCGCUGCAAGUGUUGAUCCCUGCAUUAAUGUCAUGUGAUCGUAACAACCUGGGGGUUGGGGUGCAAUCAUCUUAUUAACACUUACAUCUUGGUAAAUACUAGGUCCAAACGACUAAACCUCUGUCCAUUACGCAUUCGAGUGGCUGUUCGAACAUUUUGGAAGACGAAUUCAUCGAGUAUUACGUCCAAUAGGAUUUGUUCGAAUCCUUGCCCAUGACCCUGAACUGCCCUCAACCUGCGGAACAUCUAAAUCUCCUACAAUAACCACGUUUUCCCUCUGACUGGUUUCGCAAAGUCUCAUGAUCAACGUUUGAUCCUCGUCUGCAGAUUGCUUCGGAGGCCUAUGUAAGACAGUGACAGUAGCAUUUGCGAAAUUCGAGCGGUGUAUUCGGCCCUAUAAGUACGUCUGCCUUACAGAGUGAAACGUGCACAGCAUGGUUUUCAGAAGAAUAGCAUAUUACCCUUCAGUCUACUAACCUUGAAUCCGUGCUCCUGUAACUGGUCCUAUCAGGUCAGGUUCCUAUUUGUACUUAAACAUAUGCCUUAAAUACUACUAACAUCUUUUGUCCGUCCCUGGCAUCAUAACCGUCCUUGUUUAUUAUGCGGUUUUGUCAUAUGGACCAGACGACACAGUUUGUGCUCUGCUACCAUCACCAUUUGUAAUGGAAGAAGUAUCACACAGGGUUAAUUAUCGCAUCACCACUUUGACGCCCUUUCCUACUCACUUCCCGUGCAGGUGCAGAAAUAUCGUCGCCGACCUGGGCGGUAACCCCCACCUUGAAGCAUUUCUCUCCGAAUUUUCCUCCAUUUACCGGUUGCCCUCGGGCGAACCCCGCACAUUUCAAUAUCUGGGUUUGAAGAGCAAGAAGUUGUCGCACAUAAAGCCUGUGUCCUGUGGCGAUUAUCCCUCCGGAGUACAUAAUUCUUCGAAUAACCAUCAGCACUCAUCGCCAUGACUUCUGUCUCUUCACUGACUCCUUUUGGCUGUCUUUUCUGCAUAUCAUCCUUUGUCUUCGCAUUCCUUGUCUUUUACCUCUUCUGUUGAACACCAGUCAGUAAUAAAUGACCUACUGAAUGAGCUUCGUCUACUCCUCUGAUCGCGUGCGUAUGAGUGAACGUUGGAGUUUUUAGAUGCCGUCUGAGGCUCCACUAGGUUGUGCUAGACGCUAUGGUCACGCUCCGAAAACUGCCUCAGCAGAUGGGUUGAGCUGGUCGUCUUUUUUCUCCGUCUCUCUCAAGUACUGCCGAGUUUGUAUGCUCGAUUCUGUGAGGGGACUGUCCGUGUUGUGGUACGCGCAGACGAGAUCUUUGUGUCAUAGCCCAUCUGAAUCCAACCCUACUUAUUUAUGCCAUCGGAAUGGGAGGGGUUUUGUAGGGAGAGUAAGAUUGUGAUAUUGCCCAGGUUAUCACUACUCCCUGGUCACCAUGCCUGACGAACACAACUAUCCGUCACUUCAGUUGGACAUUUUGAAUUGACAUUAGCAAAAAUAUAUAGAUGCUUUGGCAGAUUCUUGGGUUAUUCAUACUGACCCAACUGUGAAAAACUCGACACCUCGGUGGAAUUCGAACCCACGACAGCGAGGGGAAGGCUUUAGUACAGCCAACGCUCUAGCCACCUGAGCUACGAGGCCCCACCGGGAGACGUGAGUUUAAUGACAUUUGGGUCAAAUCACCAGCCCAACCUACUGCAACAUCUGCAAUCCACCAAAUCUGAUACAGUAAGCUGACUGCCCAAGCAGGAUUUCUUAAGUAAUCCACCUACAGUAGGUGUGCUAAGUCAUGUUGACCGAAACUCCGAAAUGUGUUUUCGUUGUGAAAAGAUUACUUAAGUAGGGCUCUAAAGGUAAUCAUUGCGCAGCAUAAUUAUAUAAUAAUUAACUUACCUUGGUUUCCGAACGGACUUCUUUCUGGUUGCGUUCAAAAACCACAUUGUGCAAGAAAUGAUUGCUUAAGUAGCAAAUUUAAAAAAUAUGCAUCUACACACUUUCAUGGACAUCAGUUAACAGUAGAGAGGUGAGGUCGUCUGCCCAAACUGGCCCAUCUUCGUUCGCCACAAAGCUCGCACUGUCGGUGUCAGCUCUUCCAAGAAAGACCAAUAGUUCCUCGAGGUCAUACACCGAUACGGAUCAUGCAUUACUAAGCACACUGAUCUAGAUGCCGCAUACAAAGCCUCGGAUGGAAAUUGAAGGGACGGUGACUGAAAAAAGUCGGAUGAUAGCGCGAAACGCAACUUAUUAGCUUUGCAACUUUGUAAAUUUAAUCGGAGUGAAACCUAAAACAUGUCUUUCCAAAGUUAGAGGGGCAGAAUUUUUAAGCUCGUCAUAAAUUAAGGCACAAACAGCUCAAGAUAAUACGACUGAAAGAUCGGGCGUUUGUUCAGUUAUCACUUGAUAAGAAAUGAUAUUUGACGUGGAUACGAGAGGACUAAGUUUGUUCCCUUGCAUUUGCAUACAGAAUAAGAAAGACCGCGUGGAUUAUGAUUAGAUGUGUGAAAAUUCCCAUAGAAAUAUUCAUAAGACUCGGUCACACUGUACGACUACGAGGCAGCGCUCUUCUGUAGUGGUUUGGAUACUCAUUUCUCUCAAUACAGUCCCCAAUAAACUUAGCCAUAACUUUCGCCUCCACAAGCUUGGUGUUACAACGUAGGUACCCACUGUGGGAUCUUUUGACAGUCUAAAUUGUAUAAAUUGUCUUUUCUGAAAAGCGGAAAGCGGACAUCGACCUCAUUGACCCAAUUCCCAGUAAACUCAUUAGGAAGCAGCUCCACUGUGGCAAAUGGCGAGAGCGCAGCCGGGGGUGUGUAUUUAUCUCUUCGGGGUGAAAUGUUAUUGCAUUGCAUUUACCUCACACCAUUGCCGCAACUUAUUACAGUUAAAUCGAUCUGGUGUACGCCUAAGCAUAGUGGUUGGCAAGCCUUAGCGAUUAUGCCGAAGCGUGACCGAAGCGACAGCGCGAAAUUAACGAAAUCACACAUGAGGGCAGAAAAAGUCAUUGGGCAAGCUUUACCGAGGCCAGAGAGCGUACACGCAGCUCAAAAGGCAGUUUCAGAAAGCACUCAAUUCAGCCGAGGACCAACCCUCAAUGUCCCGCGCGAAUCUUGUGCGUGCGCCAGCGGCCAGCCACCGAACGAUGCAGUGCCGAUGGGCCUUCAGCCCUUGUCACGCGUGUGCGUAGGCGGAAAGUAAUAGGAGACAGUGAGUUGGAGGGCUCUGAGGAACGCAUGCACUUAACCGACCUUUGGCCACGGUAGGUAUGGAGCUUGUACCAGGUUCUUAUGUGCGUACAAGAUCGGCCUGUUGGUCAUAAUCUCUGCUGUUGCCAACAGACACUGACACAGUGGUUUAGGGUAGUUCGGUAAGUCCUUGUAAAUCACACGGAAGGUUUCGUUGGGCUUCGCAUAAUGCCCGGAAUCAGCACUGCGAUAAUGGCGGUUUUUAUGCUUUCGCCUUUUCUCGGCCAUGCUUGGGGGUGUCCCCAUAUUUUUUUGAAUAGGCGCCCAUUCGAUCGACCAAUAUAACCCCAACUUCAAGGGCCAACAUUGGGUAAGCACUCGAUAAUUGUGAGAAGUCUCCCACAGAGUGCGGUUUUGCUAUCUAGACGUUCAUUUUUUACUCUUUCUCGAUUAGCAGACACCUCUUUGUCUUUCUCAUGCAAUUAUGUAAACAAUCUCUUCCUGCGUCUUCCUUACCUUUCAGUGCUUUUUCUCGGGCACUUUGUAACCAACAGGGAAUUCAAAUGCGUUUGCCUAUAUUUCUCUUAAUUAAACAGGACUGAAAAAAGUAGAUCCCUUGGCGCCACGAUUGUUCGUCAGGUCUCAUUAGUAAGACGUGCGAUGCUGUCAAGACGUCUCCGGUCUAGUUUUGUCGACUUGCCAGGAAGAAACCUUUCCUUUAGACGGGUGCUAUUCUUAAUUUCAUGCAUUUCAGCAGUCCUUUUUAGGGUGAUUCAUGUCGAGUAGCGAGAUUACUAUGUACUUCAUAUGAUCUAGAAGAUUAGCUGUUUUUAAAAUUCUUGCUCUGUCUACCUAGGUCAACUAUUCGAAAACCUUUCCUAAGAUAAUUGCAAACUCAAUGGGCAUAACUGUGGCAGUCCUCGAUUUUGCCGCCCUUGGUCAUUUAGCCAAUCGUAGCCUCACCGUUCUGCGGCAGCCAAUCCGGAGCGUUUGUCACACUGCCUUCUCUAGCCACGGAUGCUGAAGAGCCAAGAAUCACUUCCAUGCUGUGACAGACAGUGUUGAGCCAAGUCUUAGACUGACCUCUUCGCUGCCUCCGGGUUGACUUCAGCGUCAGAUCGAGUGCAACAAAACUCAAGGGCAGGCGACGAACGCUCCGGUAGGGGGUGCUCACUGAUCGUUCUUGCGGAAACCACUCGUUCCUUUGUGCCAUACGGGCUCUGUCUCUCGAGCCCAACCAGCAGCCGCACAUCCGCGCAUGAUAUAGGCAGUCUGUUGUUACCGACAAGGACAAGGGGACUGUAAUGGCCAUUUCUGGCAUGUUAGCUGUCGUCAGCCAGUCAUAUCCAACUCCGAACGCUCUCGAGCCACUUUAAUUGGUUUUUACUAGAUGACCUGACAUGUCCUCGCGCUGAGGUCGCAGUGGAUGCCUUCGAGAAGAGGACACUGUGCUGCACAUAAAGCAUGGUUCUCAUGCUACCGUAGACGGACACCGUCGGUUUCGCCAGGUUGUUAGCGAUAAGGCUGUGGUUCACAUCGCACUCAGUGUGGACGGCCCACCACGAACUUGACGAAUAAUUUGGUGAGACUUUAGCCAUGGCUAUUUUGCCACUGGCCUCUCUCUCUCUCUCGACGCAGGUAGCAAAGCGAAACCGUAGUUCUGUGUUCCGAGUCUCGAUUGUGUUAGUUUAUCGUAGUUCUGUGACUUCAAGGCGUCUCAAGCGAAAGAAUCUCGCGCGAACCAUAACGCAGUCUGCUUCAUUGAUGCUGCCAUUCUCGGCACUGCGCAUCGAUCUGCCUUCACGAACUCAGCUACGAAGCCUUGAAUUGAUUACGAUGUGGUCGAUCCAUCUGGCCGGACGUACGACCAGUAUUUGAUGAACUACAGUUCCUCUGGCUCUUCACUCAGCUUAUCAUUAAAUUGACUCGAAAGAAGUGAACGUCUCUAUCAGUACUUCCGUCAACAUGGAAGGGAUUCCAACAAAGUUGAGGUAGUCUGCAGUGACCAUUUCUCGGUUUCUGCUUACGGGUGCUACUGUGGCAACCCGCCAGAAUGUACGAUUUGUUAUAGCAUCGACUGCACAGGCUCAAUAUCAUUCCUAGCUCCCUCCCCCAUGACGAGCCAAUGUUAUAGUUGAGUGUAAUCAGCUAGAGAUAAGAUCAGCCUCAGUGGCUGAUCGGGUGCUUGCACUGUCUCUCGUAUGUAACAUGCCUACGAGCCCCAGGUGUUCCACACCUCGGGGUUGGGUAUGACUGGCUGACGACGGCUAAUAGACCAGAAAUGGCCAUUCCAGUUCCCGUUGUCUUUUUUUUUCUGCAUACAUGCUGCUCUCUAAAUUCCCACAAUUUGGCUCAAGUCGCCCAAAUAUGCACUAUGCGAGACUUCUUGUAAGGCCACAUUAGAAAGGUGAGCAGCCCUCAGGCCACGACUUCUUCGGUGCCGUAAAUUCACAUCCGGUCAUAACAGACUCGUAUGCCCGCCUUUGACGUCCUUCUUGGGUAAUUUUGAGUCCGCAGUCGCUUACGCGUGCGUCCUAGGCAGUCAUCUGAAGGGAAGUUGCGAAAGGACGUCGUCCUACUUAUAAUAUAUCGGUCUCUUUUCCUGUGUCACUUAAGACAAGUGAAAUAGUCGUCUGCGCUAGCAGUUUACAUGUACACUGGGAGUCAGGCUUGCAUGAUUUAACCAGUGGGAAACUGAGGUACAGUUAUAUCGAAUCUCAAGCAGCGGAAUCCUCCGCCAGCAUUGUGGGUCCCCAGGUGUCCAACCAGAGGGAGGCAGGCAGGCGCGCAGACCUGUGGUAUGCAGCUGUUUGCUGGGACUCAGAUGGGUGCUGACCAGAUAACUUGCAAAAUCUCGUCGGGGUCCAAUGGAACUUUGGCAGUGAUUCCUGUGGCAUCACUUCCUUUACUCGCGCGAGCUCUUACCGGGAAGCACAGGCUCGAUUGUCCGGUGGCUUUUGGACUCUUUAACGUCCACAGCCGGCCAUGAUAGAGCUUUAGAGGAGAAGAAGAACUUGGAAUUGGAUCUGCAGCCCAAUGCCUUUGAGUUGCCUGCUCACGCUCUGUUGGUUGCGAUUGCGCAUGCUAGUUUAGCCAUCUGGUAGUGACGUUCACCAGCUAUGCUGGUUGGAGGAUGAAAGUCGGACUGUUCGCGAGGAGCAAUCAAUGAUUGAGGGGUAUUGACGUCCGAGGCAGGUCUAAAUAGGAUCUCAAGGAAGCCCUACAUUUCGCCCUAUAACCCAAGCCUGAUCGGCCAACUUCGCUGUAACGUAAUUGUUCGUUGUUCCCCUAGCCUUUGGUGAAGGAGCCGGUCCUCAAUGCGUGUCUUACACGUAUCCGUGUCUUUUUGGUCUCCUCCACGCACCACGUAACUGCGUUUAUGAAUCCAGAGUAUCACGUGUCCGACAGACGAGUUGUGUUUUGGCGGCCCUUAUGAUCCUUAAAUUUCAUUUUUCUACCUGGCUUUUAUUCUUCCAGUCUCUUUCCUUCCCAAAAUCUCGCCACCAUAUGCCGUCGUUUUACUCCGUCUGUACACCCUGCUUCUCUCACGGCAUUUCAGUUAAAAUGCAGCAGUACAAAUUGCAAUUUUCUACCAUUUCGAUUGUUUGCUCUUUGUUUAGGCUGAUCAGCCAUCUGAUUCGGGCACCGGCGGGAAGUCGAGGUUUGAACUGCUCGAGGAAUCUUUCGUGAGUUCCGCAAAACAUACCAGAGCUUUUGCAGCUGUGGGUGCGAACCCAACUGUGAUUUUUGUCUUUUGCUUCUUGCCAGAAAAUAUACGACUUUUUCCCUCUAUCUGGUCAGGAUCCAUUACAAUGUGACUAGCCUCUGAGCCCCAGAUCUCAGUGUGUGGACUUGCAUUUGCACACAUCCAAAUGAGCGCCCACCGAGUUCUGCUCAACUGGGGGCCCCCCUGCCGAGUCGACCUUAAGUAUGCUUGGGAUUGCCUUGCUAGUCUUGUUUCCUACUCACUGCUCGAAGUUCUGGGCGCUUACCGUCUGUGCGUCCCUGUUUAGUUAGCAUUCGAUUCGGCCCCCGGUAACAUUCGGGAGAGGACACCUAAAGAUCUGUUGCCUAGAAAGAAUACCUACUAUAUUUAUUUAAGUAGGCAAUAUCCGUACAUAUCUGUUGUUUCACCUGACCUCAGUUUCAUCUCCCGAUUGUUACCCGGCCCCCUACAACUGGCCACGCGGUAGAUGCGCUGAGCCAACACCAAGGGCCAGAUCAGGGCUCGGCAGCGUUUUUGGGCUGUACACUCAUGUUAAAUGCUAUUCAGGAUGUGAGGUGUGAUGGCGCGAGCUCGUACCGCAGUUGCCCCUUGCGCCCGAUCUCGCCCCCAACCCUCUUGGCUCUGUCUUGACAUCCGGGCUCAGGGGCGUGAGGUAGAUGCAUGCAAGUCUUGUAUCAUUACAAACUAAUCCACGUGUAUUCUGCCGUUCCUGCUUCUUCCCUGUUGUGUGCUAUAAGGUGGGCAUCGUCGGUAACGAGGGUCGAAUGAUCCUGUCAUGUCAAACGUUCAAGUAGGUAGAAUGUCCCUUUUGGCUCAGCUUUAUUCCCGUCUGGCAACUGGAUCCGGUCAGUCCUUUCAGUUUAUUUUCUUUUAAAAUGUCACGCAGGGCUCCCCCGUCGUCUCCGGUCUCCAACUGUUCUCAGAUUAUCGCGAAGGCCUAGUUGAUCCCGAGUCCGUAUGCACGCAGCCAGUUGCAUCGAAGCCCAGCUCUGUAGUAGCCCCACCAGCUCCAUUGGGAUCAAAAGCAGCCGAAGGACCUCGUGUCCCUGCCUCCUGGCUGAAACCUCGCCAUCCUCAGUCGGGUUCCUCCUUUGGUAAACUAUGUGGCGCGCCUCCCCUGCUCCAGCUCUCGCCGAUGAAAGAGGCGUCAACCAGUCAGGGUGUUCCACAGAAGGUCCCUCUCACCGAUUUGCCGGAUCCAUCCAGGGGGUAAAUUACUUAGAUUCCACCUCCCACCUUUUGAUUCUCUUUCAGGUCAUUUUCUUGUUCCUACUGACCUUACGGGGAUUCGAACUUCAAGCAAGGACUCCUCUAGAAGCAAACAGGCGAGUUCCAGGAAACAGUUCAGAAGAGAAAGAUGCGGUCAUUGGCCUGACGUUUCGGAUUCUCACUCGAACCCAUAAUCACAGACAGUCGGAGAUAAAGGUGAUGGUGGCACAAGGAGUGCAGUAGUUAUAGAACGUGGCUGUCGUAGCACCAUAUGCGCACUGUAAUUAUAAGCUCUUGCUAUCACCGCUGGGGUCGUAAUUGAUGCGGUGGUGGCUUGUUAAUCCGAGUUCGAGUCGUUAAUCGCCGUGAUUUCGUCAUCCGUGCUGGAUGCUGGUGUGACGAUUGCUCGGCAAAUUGGCUCACUGCUGUUGGGGUAAUUACUCGUCCGCGCCCUCCCCACGUGACUGAUUCCCCCGCCCAGGAAAAGCCUCAGCACAGGAAUGACAACGGGAGGUCAUUGUGUUUCUUGAUGGACUGUGUGCCGGAGAACCAUGAUUCGAACAGCUCGCGGCCCACGCGGUUGUCACUCCUCGCGAGGAUUUCGGCGUCUUGAAAGGAUGACCACAUCCCGCUGAAUGAGCCGCCACCUGAUAACUAGCGCCUUCCCCCUAUUGCUGUUGCGUUCUCCUCUGUUGCCGUACGUGGGACACAGCACCCGCCACAAUUUACUCUUGACGCGGUUAAAAACCACAAGGUUUUUAAAGGUUUCUUCCUGAAGGUAGACAGAGAGCUCUGUGGUAUGAUAACGCAACGAGCAUCCAAAGUAGUUUACGUUGAAAGUUGCCAUCGUUUCAACAUGAACUUCCGGAAUGUUGUCGACGCACCCCUCCUAGUAGACACUCGUGGGUCCUUCCUUGGGGGCUGGGUACCCCAAUGGGAAGGCUCUCACAUAGUUCUGGGAGUAAAUUGUAUAGUCACCUGCCAGUGGCGGUAACAUUGUGUCUGUUCUCCCCAUGGACGCACCGCCCCGAAAUCUGUCCUAGCCAUCCUUUCUGCACCCUCCGGGCACCUGCAGCGUGGGAACUUUGAUCGUGCGGACUACGUGCCCCCGCCCCCCAGUCAUUGUGUCCGGCUAUUCGGUAUCGGUAUUAGGCUUGUUGAGUUUCUAAAUCAGGCACACAGCUGGUGUGAGAACCGCUUUUGUUUCUCUGCCAGGCUUCGGACUGACGCUGUCGCCGGACGACGCCCUGCUCUCUUCCAACACUCAUUAUCCGGCGCUUGCAAGAUAAUUUCCAGAUGCGUGAGGUGACUCCGGGCGUAAUACUUGAUCGGGGCAGCUAUGUGACCCUUCCCCUUCUCUUUUUUGUCCCGCCGCCUUGUGGGUUCAUUUUCACUGGCGUUGGGCCGCUUUUAUUUAGCCUCGUGUUAGUGUGCUCCCAUCGAGCCAUGAGCUGCUUAGGCGCGCCGCUCUUGAAAGGCUACACCAGCUCUCUUCUGCUCACAUACUUUUAUCGAUUGCCUUGAAGUCGGUCGUAGCUUGAUUUGCCUAUACCCAAGCCAAGCCACCCACUCGUGACCUUCUGUUUUGACAAGGCGCUAUUGUCAUUUUGACGAUCUCACUUACCCGAACCGCUUCAUUUGACAUGAUGCUUACCGAGACUGUUUACCCGGCCAGUCUCGCCCUUUGCCAGAGUGUGGCCGUUGCCAGUGGGCACCCUUCUUUAAAUUUACUCAUUUGUACGAGUUACGAAAAUUGCCAUGGUGCAAGUCAGAAAACCAUUUAGAGAGCAUACGAGUGCUUUCGAUAAAUUCCCAUCAGGCCAGUGCAUUGGAACGAGGUACAAAGUAAAACGUGUAAGCGAUAAGAGAGAUCGAUUGCGGUUCGUUUUUUUAUACAAGUGGUGUUUAUGUGAAUAGGGGGAGAGGAGGUAGUAAUUGACAGUGGGAGUUAGGUAGAGCCGUGUCACAGGGGGAGGGGUCGGGGAAACGGGGACCUGGAGACAUGCAUGCCGUUAAUCGAUCUUUGACCACGGUAGACGCGGAGCGUGCAAGAGGUUCUUCUGCGCGCACAGGGUCGGCCUCUGUAGUCUGAUAGCAGUCGCUUCUGCCAUUGGUAGUAAGCGCCGACUCAAUUGCUUAGGCUAGCUAGGUAGGAACUUGCAAAUCACCCGAAGGGCUUCGUUGGGGCCCACACGAUGCCCAGAACCAACCAUGUGUGCGAGGAUGGAGCUAUGUGUGCUCUUAAUUUCACCUUUCUUCAGCCAUGUCGACAGCUGCUCCGGUAUUCAUGCAGAUAGGCGCCGACUCGUACGACCAAUAUAGUUUGUUCCACAGGAGCAAGUGCACAUAGAGGUGGUCUGAGCUGGUAGCCUACCCUUACCUUCCACGCGUAAGACGGGCUUGGUUGAGAACAAUACUUGAAUUCUUGCUGCCGGGAGGAUUCGUGAAAUGGCUUGGCCAAGGCGUCUUCUCAGGAGUUCACCGGCCGCGUUCCCUUAAAAGGGGACUCUGAGCGGCAGAGUUUUCUUUUUCGCCGUCGGUAUGAUGAGUUUUGCCGGUCAUUCGGGAAGAUGCCGUACAAUCAAUCUGUCAGGAUACUCGUUCUUGCGGAGCAGACCCUGGAUUUCUUCAUCAAUGCCAUCUACUGAACAGAUUUUUUAGUUCUUUGCGCCAAACACAGGAUUAGAUUUCGUCUCAGUUGAAGGUGUACGAAACUACAGAAGUUCGCAUAUUGCCCAGACCAAUUGUCCUUUGACAGACGCACCUUCGAAUGCUACCUCGCAAGGCUCCCAAUCCCCCGACUGAUUUAGUCAGCCUGCGCUCUUAUUGGCACCGCGAGGUUUUACCCGCCGGGGUAAUUAGCUGUAUGGUCAGCGUCAGAGCACAUUCUGCAAGCCUCAACGGCUGCUCACGGCAUGUUGUUCCCUUUUUGCGGAUUUGUUUUUGAAGGGAAUCACUAUCGGGAAGAACUGCUGUCGAUUCUGACUUUCAUCCCUCUGACUGCCUGCUUGUUGACCUUGAUGCCCUCCUCAUGAACACUAAUUUUUUUCUUAUCACACGCUUCAGAACGCGCCUCACGUCACAGGCUGCAGCCAGUGUCAGCAGUUCAAAGCUCCUCGUAAAUUUCCGUCAAGUACGUCCUUUUCACUGGUUUAUUUUCCGUAUACUGCAUACUAUAGCUUCGAAACAAUGGGUGCCGUCAUGGUGCACCUCUUUUGUGAAAACACGCGGGUUGCUUAGGAAUCAAAAUAAUUGCUUCAGCCUGUCUCUGGUUACUGUACAUUUGGCAGAUCAACAAAAGGUAGAGCACGGAAAUACCGACCCGCGUACUACAGUUGGCUUUGCGCUAAGUUCCAGGGUGUUUAGGGUUACCGUCAUGGUGAGGGUUAGGGUUAAAGUUAGGACACGGGAACCGACAUCCUCCCUGAAGCUUAGAACAGGGGCACGUCUACCACAUGGGCGGUCAGUAUCCCCGUGCCUGACCCAAAAAAACUAAUAUUUUUUAUAUCUUAAACUGAAAACAUCCGUCGGGUUUGUCAUCUGGUUAGUAUAUUUUCUAGACAGACACUGGUCGCGCCACACUGUCGCAUGACCCACAGCUAAGUGCUCGAAAACGCUGUACUUGGUUGGGAAAGACCAAGAGACAAUGGAAAUGGAUCACUGACCAUGAACUCUAUUCAGUUUGUUAAGCAUGACAACCGUAAACGUAAGCAUACUUUAGGUGUCAGUAUGGUGCUCAGGUAAGCACCUAAGGUGUCCUCUUUGGGGUGUUUUUUCCUAGAAAUGUUUCACCUGCAGUGGCAGCAGGUUUUUAAAUGCAGUUUUUUCUCAAUAUAAAUAAAAAUUACAAUUUGUCAUGGCAAAAUAGUCGAAUUAACUUCUUAAUGAUAAAUGACAGGCAAUAAUUAAAUUUCACCACAGAAAAUCAUGAUCUCAAGCAGUUGCAUUCAACUGUACUUGAAAAUUCUCUGUGGCUGCUUAGUCUGAGAAUCAUGGAGAAAUUUCCGGGACUAAACACCCAAAACAGGGUAGUUCAUCAAAUGUUAAAUUGACAGCCGUAUAUCCCCGUUUCCCCUUGUCCGUGUAAUCGUCCGAGUGGUAAACGCUGAUAAUUUAAAAUCAACAUACUUUAACUUAUAACGGUCUAAUUUGGGCGACUGUGCAAGAUCGUUUUUCCACUUUCGCACAACCAGAUGCUGGGCUGUCCUACUCAUUUUCUCUACCUUCCAGCUGUAUUCCCGAGUGGAAAAUCCUUUUUCCAGACAAUUUAUCCGCCUCUGCCUGUUUUUUGCCUUAUUAUCUGAAUAAUUAGUCAUCAUUCUCGAUUAUUUGUAACCAGAAUGUUUGCGAAACAGCUGCACAUUCUCCGUGUCUUUCGAGAAAAAAGAACGUAGAUUUCUUCGCCGUCAUUUACUAUAUAUAAGCAAGUAAAAGUAUAUCAGUCCAUAUAUUUGGAUUGGCAGGCCAGUUACCUUGUUAAUAUGCCCUCAACAUCUUUGCACCCCUUUACCAGAGAGGGAAUCCUCUACUCGAGCUGCUUCGCAAUGUCGCCUGGGAGUACGCAGACAUUCAGCCGGACUACUUGUUUGGACCGAGCCAAUGUGCUUUCUUCUUGAGGUACUUCUUAUGUUACCUUCUGGCUUUCUGUGUGCCAAGUGUCAUUUCUCCAAACUCCAACUUAAUCGCAGUAAUUAAAAAAUCCUCAUAGCUACAGUGUACGCGACUGUAAAGGUCACUAAGCCGGAAACGGGUUGUCCUCGGUUCGCUGGCUGGGCAAACAAUCGAUUCUUCCUCCUCAUGACUUGCGCCGUCAGCCUGGGGGGAAUAUCGAUUAUUCCCGCAGCCGGCAUGCGUCUCUUGUAGCUCAGGCCGUAGGGCAACGGACACGGACACUCACGGCUGACAGCUCGAUCCCCUUUGGUGGGGAAGGGGGGGAGACGCUUCUUUUGAAUUAAGUAGCAUCUCCUCACGUCCCGUAGCAGCAAAAUCGGCCAUAGUUACAGUGCGUGACCUAUCUCAUGAAAUCUGAUAACGGAAUCUCAUGGGAGAAUUUCUGGACGCCUUUAAGGUUGAGCAUUUUGUUCGCUCAUCCACUUUCUUCAAUAAAAUGUCAUUUUCUUGUGUAGAAAUUGUGUGUACGUAAUUAUAUCAAAUGAAGUAUCAGUAAAUUUUAGCGAAAAUGGACGUUGGAAUAUAUUCGUGCAAUUUCCUAUGCUAAUACAUGUCCUAGACUCCGGUUACGCAUGUGAGCGACUUUUUCAUUGGAAGGACAGUAAUUUACCUGCGAGAGUUUUAAUAAAGAGAUUUAGCCGGACUAGAAAUUUUAUUUUAUGUCCGAUGUCCAUGGUGAUCAAACUGCUAACAAGAAGGUUAUUUUAAGAAAACCAGAGGCUUUGUCAAUUCCUAAGUGUCAAAUUAGCAGUUCUGUGCGAUAUGGUGUCCUAAAAUGCAGUAAUAACGCAGAUAGUGAUUCCUAUGUGUAAGUGGGCUGAAAUUGCUUUGCCGUUUGGAAAAUUCUAGCUGAUGUCACAUAGAUGACCAUCACGGAACGGUCAUUUCCAGCUUUAAACAUAUGAAACACUACUUGUUGUGUAGUUUAGCUUCUGUGCAUACUUUAUUCAGAAAUAGAACGAGCAAAGCAUUAAUAGUUACAGCAAAAUAUCAGUAUUUAUAUAGGCGCUCUGCCAUACAUACAAAAUCGAAGAACGGAGUCUAAAGGCGAACAAAAACAGUGGAAAUGGCCUCAAUGUAUACAGAAAGGCAUGUUCUUACGUUUGCCGUUGACAAAUAUUGAUAUUGCUUAGGAACGCGAAAUAAACCGCCCAAACUGUCAAAUUUUUACUUGGCCUCGCCAUGCAAAAAUACAAAGUACACAGAAAUCCGUCAACGGCGUGCACUUUGCGAGUGAUUGACAUUCAUUCGUAAAUUUCGACACAUUUCAUGAGUUAGGUCACUAACUGUAUCAGACAACACAAGUUGUUUAGGGUACCGUGCACACAAUCUAAUAUUUUGACUGCAACCUGGUGACUUCUUCCCCAUAAUUAGCCUUCGCUACCACAAUCUCAACCCCGAGUAUAUUUUCGAACGCCUACAAAAGAUCAGGGAGGCCUACAAACUGACGGUCCUCAUUGUCCUGGUGGAUGUGGUAAGUUUAAUUGACCCUACAUGUUUUUAUAUGCAUCGCCCCAAAGGACGAUUCGCAUCAUCCACUCAAGGAGUUAGACAAAUUUGGCCUUACCCAGAAUGUUACUGUUAUGCUGGCCUGGAGGUAAGUGUGGAGCAGUCGUUGUAUUUGACCCGAUUUAGCCCGACCGAAGCAGCCCGCUACCUGGAAACCUUCAAAACCUCUAUAAACAAACCGCCAGACGACUUGCUACCUGAUGGUGACGCCAAGAAUGACCAUCUCGCCUUAGCGACGGGCUUUUUAACCUCUCUUCGGCACAUCUCAAAGUCAGACGCGGCUGCCCUUCUAACCAAGUUCGGCGUAAGUAUUAGCCUUAAUCCGAACCGUCCGUUCUCUGCUUCUUUCACUAACCUGUUUCGCGCUUUUUUGUUAGAGUAUCGCCAGUAUUAUGAAAGCCGAUGUUGAAUCACUUGAAAGUUGCCCGGGCAUUGGUGGUGUCAAGGUGAGUUGUCCCCUUUCUUGUUACAAUUUAAACGCAACUCUAAUAGGCUCAAAAGCUGCAUGAUACACUCCGAGCGACUUUCAAAAGGAAGAAUUUGGAGUGA